Messenger RNA from Cornus florida, 3346 nucleotides. RefSeq names its product cuscuta receptor 1-like. The coding region runs from base 16 to 3195 and encodes 1059 amino acids. Gene Ontology annotation, molecular function: protein binding. The transcript is spliced from 6 exons. The record is from RefSeq and is a predicted model, not a curated record. Lineage: Eukaryota; Viridiplantae; Streptophyta; Magnoliopsida; Cornales; Cornaceae.
UCAGACUCUAUUUAUAUGAAGAUGGAUGGUUUGUGGUGGUGGUGGGUUGGGUUGGUUUGGAUAUUGUUUCACAUCCAUGUUAAUGGAUCCUUUGGUUGCUUGGAGUCAGAGAGGAUGGCUCUCUUGCAAAUCAAAGCUUCCAUCAACUAUCCAAAUGGAACUUCUCUGCCAUCUUGGGAAGACAUGGGUGAUUCAGUGACUGACUGUUGUGACUGGGAACGAGUUGAGUGCAACGCCACCACAAGGCGUGUCACUAAACUCUCUCUCAACUUUACAAGGGAUCAUAGCUUGGAUGAAUGGUACUUCCAGAAAAAUGAAAAGAAAAGCCUAGAGAAAUGGGGUUUCAAUGCCUCCUUUUUUCUUCCCUUCAUAGAGCUCAGUGUUCUUGACUUGAGUGGUAAUGGGCUUAUUGGUUGGAUCCCAAAUCAAGGCUUUGAAAGACUAAUUGGGUUGAACAAGCUGAAGGCCCUUAUCUUGGAUUAUAAUUUUUACAAUUACAGCAUCCUACCAUCACUUAGAGUGCUUUCAUCACUUAAGACACUAAGUAUAAAGCACAACAAAUUGGAUGGAUCAAUUGAUAUUCAAGACUUUUGUGAUAUGAGCAACUUGGAGGCCCUUGAUUUGAGUUAUAACUGGAUUGACAGCCUCGUGAUUGCAGGAGGUACGAAUUGCUUAAGCAGGCUGCGAGUUCUUGCCUUGAAAUGUCAACACUGUGAUGCAAUUCGUUUCCAGUACUCAAAUCUAAGUUCAAGCAUUUUACAGUCCCUGGGAGCAUUACCAUCUCUUAAGGCUUUGAGUGUUAGUGUGAAGGGACUGAUUACAGUAAAAGAUUUGGAAGCCUUGAUCAGAUUGGAGCACUUGGAUUUAGAUUUCUCGUCCAUCAAAGGGAACUUUCUUCAGGAUGUUGGAGUGAUGACUUCUCUAAGGUUCUUAUCAUUGCGAAGUUCUGGAUUAGGUGGCAACCUACCAACUCAAGGCUGGUGCAACCUUAAAAACCUCCACGUGCUAGAUCUCAGUGAAAAUGAAUUAGUGGGGAUACUUCCAUCAUGUUUGGGAAACUUGACAUCUCUCCGACAAUUGGAUCUCUCUUUGAACCAUUUCAAUGGAAAUAUUGCCCACACUCCUCUUACUAGUCUCAUGGCACUUGAAUACAUUUCCCUUUCAUAUAACCAAUUCACGGUUCAAUUCUCGUUUGCCUCAUUUUUCAACCAUUCAAAGCUCAAGGUCAUUCUAAGUGAUAGCAACAUUCUGAGUGUUGAAAAUAAGUUCCAAUCAUGGAUUCCAAGGUUCCAACUGGAGGCUUUCAGCUGUUCAAAUUGUACCAUUAACAGACUUCCCAGAUUCCUAUAUCACCAAACUGGUUUAAGAGUGGUUGAUCUCUCCUACAACCAGCUGGUGGGUAAGUUACCAAUCUGGUUGUUAGAGAACAAUACGAGACUGGAAGGAUUCAUCCUACAAAAUAACUAUUUCACAGGCCCUCUUGAAUUAGUUUGUUCUCCUCAACCUCAAGUUUCCUCAGUAAAUCUUGCUAACAAUCGCUUAAGUGGUGAACUCCCUACAAAUUUGAAUGUAAUAUUUCCAAAUUUGUUAUAUUUGAACCUGUCCGGAAAUAUGUUUCAAGGUAAUAUUCCUUCUUCUUUAGGUGAUCUUAGCCCUUUAUUGAACCUAGAUUUAUCCAAAAACAACCUCUCAGGGAAAAUACCAGAACAUCUGGCAAUGGGUAUCUCCUCCUUAAGUUUCCUCAGAUUAUCAAAUAAUCGUUUGUACGGUCAAAUUUUCCCAAAAUCCUUUAACCUGACCAAGUUGACAUGGUUAUAUUUGGACAACAAUCAAUUUGACGGAAAGAUCCCAGAUAGCUUGUCUAAUACCAAUUUGUGGGCGAUGGAUAUUAGUAAUAACAAUUUGUCGGGCAUGCUUCCACAGUGGAUGGGGAAUAUGUUAGAUUUAAAGGAAUUUGAUGUGUCUGGAAAUCAGCUUGAAGGUCCCAUUCCCAUUGAGUUUUGUGAACUCAAUAAACUCGAGUUUCUAGAUCUUUCAGAUAACAAUCUGUCUGGCUCCGUUCCUUCUUGUUUUAGUCCCUCAUCCAUAAGAUACGCCCAUCUAAAUAAAAAUGGACUGAGUGGUCCCUGGACUCGUGCAUUCGACAGAAGCACUUCUUUGGUAACAUUAGACCUUGGAGAUAACAGCUUAACUGACAGCAUUCCAGGUUGGAUUGGCACUCUUUCAGCACUAAGCAUUCUAAUAUUGAAGGCUAAUCAUUUUAAAGGUGUCGUUCCCUUGCAGUUAUGCCACUUGAACCAAAUAAGCCUGAUUGAUCUUUCUCAUAACAAUCUUUCUGGUCCUAUACCACAUUGCCUGAUUAACAUUACUUUUAAAGCAAGUGAGAGUAAAUCUUUCUCGGGAACCGAUUAUGUGGGUAACCUUGAUUUGAGGGCACUACAGACGUCCCUCAAUGGUAUGUCUUAUUUGGGAAUGCUAGAGCUCAACUUCCAUUAUGCAUUCAAUCGACAAUCUGGCCUUUUUACUGUCAAAGAAGAGGUGGAAUUCACAACAAAGUCUAGGUCCUAUUCAUAUGAGGGCACUGUGCUUAAAUUGAUGUCUGGAAUUGAUUUCUCUUGCAACCAAUUGACAGGUGAAAUCCCAUUGGAACUUGGGAAUUUAACUGAGAUCCAUACACUAAACUUGUCCCAUAACAAUCUGAUAGGAUCAGUCCCAACAACAUUCUCCAACCUCAGAAACUUGGAGAGUAUAGAUCUUUCCUACAACAACUUGAACGGCAGUAUCCCCUCUGAAUUAACUGACUUGAACUUUCUAGUGGAUUUCAAUGUGUCACACAACAACUUAUCUGGUAAAAUACCAGACAUGAAAGCUCAGUUUGCAACCUUCAAUGAGAGCAGCUAUGAGGGAAAUUUCUAUCUUUGCGGACCUCCAUUACCUAACAAUUGCAGUGACAUGGGUUCACCAUCACCAAUUCAAAAUUCUUUGGAGGAUGAGGAGAAAGAUGAUGGUUUGAUUGACAUGGAUUUUUUUUGUGUGACUUUUUCAGUGUCCUAUAUAACUGUGUUGUUAGGGAUUGCAGCUGUUUUGGGUAUUAAUCCUUAUUGGCGAAGGGUAUGGUUCAACUUCAUUGAAAUGUGCAUGACAUCUUCCUACCAUUUUGUUGUUGACAGCUUUCAUAAGCUGCUCAAUUGUUAGGAAUGUGUAACUCUUCUUGAUUAGAUAAUUGUGUCUAGGUAUAUGUACAUUUCUUGUUUUUCAAUCCAAGUCAAUUAAUUUGUUUGUGUACCCAACCCAUAUUGGCAUUAUUUCCUCUGCCAACUUGUAUAUGAUUUAAAUUUUCAGCAAA